AUGAUCCUGACACUCUGCGCCCUGGUCAAAACCAAUCCAGUAGAUGUACUCACGAGUGGACCCCCUACGGGAAUCGUUCUCCGUGAUGUCCAGGACUCCUUAUAACCAACUGCAGAGUACACUUGCAGAGGGUGUACGUCCGCCUAGACGCAGAGAACGUGUACCACCAUCACAUUUCCACUUCGGCACAUAUGAGUUGGGCCGGGGCUGACUGGACCACCCAGGCAGUUAAGCACGCUCAGCUAGACACUGCCCACAUGUUGGCCCAACUCCAAAAGUUCAGUCACCCAGUCAGAACUAGCAGAGCCCAGGCGAGAAAAACUAUUCAUCGGGGCGCUACUCUCAAUAGGUGCAGCCUAUUUGCUCUAGGUACCACUGCCGCCAACGCAAUCAGUCUAGCCACGGUCAAAAUAAAUGUUAUGGAGAUUACUGAAGAGAUGCCACUUAUCCAGCAACAGAUGCAAUUACAGGCACUCAGGUUGCAGCAUGUGGGAAGGUCUCUCCAGGACACUAUUCUGGUGGUAAACACACACGCUACUCUCCUGAACAAAACCCUCCAGUUGGUAGGCAAGCUAGUAGAGGUCAUGAACCAUGACUAUGCCCAUGUCCAAUUGGUUCGAUUGUUGUUGGAGGAUUUUCUCCGUGAAGUUAGCUCUUCUAUGGACCACUUGGCCAUAAAAAUAAUCCACUCAUAUCUAGUGCCCCUCUCAAUGGUGCACAACUUAUUGACCUCAGCUACCACAACCAUGAUAAAGCCAUUACAGUCACACCUGGCCUAUAGUCUGGGGUCUGCAAUUCCAAUACACGUUGAUGUUAAUCGAAAGGAAGUGGGAUUUUUACUGACGCUGCCGGUUGUUGAACUGGAGAAUAUCAAUAGGUUGAAAACAGAUCUAAACGUAGGAUUUUGGCGCGACAACACCCAUGUGAAAAUCAUCACACCUCCAGUCAUAGCUUAUCAGGAACACAAUCCAGAUUUCUCUCUCACCUCUAACCUGUUAAUGUGUACUCUAACCAAAGACGUCCACUACUUGCGUCCUAGCAAACCCUCCAUCAGGGAUAACACUGAGUGCCAAAGAACGCUGUAGAGCCAAACUAAUAGCAAGAGGUGGAGUCACCACCACACAAGUGGAAGUGGUAGGGAAUCAAUGGCUGAUUAACACCCCAUUCAUGUCCGCCACUAUGACUUACGAACACCAUGACUCAAUCACCCAACUGAACCUCCCCAAUCAGACAAUUUUUGUUAAGGUACCAGAGGGGGCGAUUAUCCACAUAGACGAUCUAGCCCUAUACCAACUUCCUGACGACAGGAUAGACACAGAAAUUGAAAUGCCUGAUGCUUACCACCAGCUAUUUAAAACCAAAUUCAGUACAAGGGACCGAGGACAGUUGAUCUUAGCGUACUGA
Molecule: messenger RNA, 1404 nt
Organism: Coregonus sp. 'balchen'
Lineage: Eukaryota; Metazoa; Chordata; Actinopteri; Salmoniformes; Salmonidae
Source: the annotation of a GenBank genome assembly